Aspergillus affinis is the source of this 480-nucleotide messenger RNA. RefSeq lists its product as uncharacterized. The transcript has a single exon. The record is from RefSeq and is a predicted model, not a curated record. NCBI's taxonomy places the organism in Eukaryota, Fungi, Ascomycota, Eurotiomycetes, Eurotiales, Aspergillaceae. Bases 1 to 480 code for a protein of 159 amino acids.
AUGGGUACUAUAUUCGCUGCAACUGCUGCGCCGGCGCUGCAGACCACCAGUAUACGCACCGUGCAAAAUCCCAAAUGCUAUGGCGAUUACGCAACCUACUGUGACGGCGAAUUUAAGUAUUUUCUUCGUUUAAAAUACAUCUGUUCUCGUUUAGCAACUGUUUCUUUGGGAGUUGGCGCAAUCCUGGCCAUAGUGCUCCUAUUGCAUCUCCGAAGGAAAUCGGGCUUGUUUACUGACCCGCGCGGCUUGGCUGGCAUUGCGGCAAUGGCAGCUCGGUCACCAAUCCCAGCAGACUUUGAGGAUAUGGAUAGUGACAUUCACGAUGAUAUCCAUGAUAAGAUUCAAAACCGACGAUACAUUUUACAGGAUCAUCGUCUUACGCUGCUUGGCGAAGGUGAAAUCAAGCAGAAAGCUGUAACAGAUACCUCCAAGUCACGAUUUCAACGAACUCAAUACAAGCUCAAUAUUGCUGAAAAGUAG